Molecule: messenger RNA, 1616 nt
Organism: Entelurus aequoreus (snake pipefish)
Lineage: Eukaryota; Metazoa; Chordata; Actinopteri; Syngnathiformes; Syngnathidae
Gene: supt7l
Product: SPT7 like, STAGA complex subunit gamma
Exons: 5
Coding region: 170-1465 (431 amino acids)
Cellular component (GO): SAGA complex
Molecular function (GO): protein heterodimerization activity; transcription coactivator activity
Source: RefSeq, a predicted model, not a curated record
GGUCGUGGACGUAGAAGCCGGGUUCCUCACCCACACAUCUCGUCUCGCCGGGCUGCUGGCGGUAUUGAAUGACAGCAUGGUACCUGGAGAUAGAAGGAUGCUCCAGAGAGACGUCGCACACCGUGUGUCAACUGAACACCAACUUUGAUCAACAUCGCAUCCUCUCAUCAUGAUGCGCUACUGGGGUGAGAUCCCUGGGCCCGCAGGGGCUCCUCCCAGUCGGAGCUCCUUCGAUUUGCUCCAGCGUGAGUUUCGAUCGGUGGAGAUGCAGGAUCCUCCCCUACAUCAGCCGUCAGCCCAGCGGCCGCGCCCUACCACAAUGCUGGACAUCCCGUCGGAGCCUUGCAGUCUCACCAUUCACACGGUGCAACUGUGCCAGCACGUCCGCCGCCUUCGUGCACUUUUGGCGACUGCCCAGGGUCAGAGCGCGGCGUCCUCCGAGGCUGGCGGAAAGCCAGAGGAUGUCGAAACACGUCUGCCCUUGCAGCCUCCCACCCCGCCUGCCAUGCCUGAUGACUUGCUGCCGCUUGACAGCAAAGCUCCCUGGCAGCCCUUCCAGCUCCGCCACAGUGACCCUGAAAGUGACUUCUAUAAGGGUAAAGGUGAGCCAGUCACAGAGCUGAGUUGGCCGUCCUGCAGACAGCUCCUCUAUCAGUCAGUGGCCACCAUUUUGGCCCACGCCGGCUUUGAGACAGCCCAUGAGAGUGUGCUUGAAACUCUGACCGACCUAGUUCAUGAGCACUAUCUGCGCCUAACCCGGCUCCUGCGGGUAGCAGUGGACAGGGAGGCCCGGCUGGGGGCCAGCCCCUUCCCGGACGUGAUGGAGCAGGUAUUCCACGAGGUGGGCAUCGGCAGUGUGCUGGCCCUGCAACGCUUCUGGCAAGUGCGCAUCAAGGAUUAUCACAGCUACAUGUUUAAGGUCAGUAAUGAUCUGUCAGAAGAAUAUGAAAGGCUGGUGAAUCCAGAGAAGGCUCUGGAGGACUCCAAGCCCCCCAGGAUAAAGGAGGAACCCAUGAGUGACAUUUCCUUCCCAGUUAGUGAGGAGCCCGAAGCUGACCUAGCCUCUGGGGACCAGACUUUGCCAAUGGGGGUUCUUGGGGCUCACGGUGAAAGGUUGUCCUCAGGCCUGGAUGGUGACCAUUCGCCUCAGACCUCAGGUGGAGGUGUGGCCAACAACUCCCCCUUGUGGCCACAGGUAAAGGUGGAGCCACAGGAUGGCGAUGACGGCCAGGGCGCUGCUGCGCAUCAUCACCACCACCAUCAUCCUCAUCACCACCACCUGGGUGGCGAUGUGUUUGAAGAGGGGGGGCCCAUGUCCACCAUGAGCGAGUCGGGAGGCGCCAUGGCACCCUCUCCCGCUGGCUCAGCAUCAGACGGCACUUACGCCUCACAUUCGCCAGACUCCCUGAUGAGCACUUCGCCCGUCUUUAAUCACAGACCCAAGAAGCGAGCAAGGAAAAUGUGAUGUUGCGAUGGGUGUCGGAGGGAAAUAGCAAAAAAUGACUGCGGACAUUAAGUUAAGCCAUUAAUUUAAUACCAGUAAGGUAUUACUUUAACAAUAAUAUUAUUGUAAUAUUAUUAUUUUUGCAAAACAGCUUAUAGUUAAAAUAAAAUGA